CUCCAAGAUCAUAUCGAUCGAACACCCGGCCAGCCACACACACACAGAAACAGCUCGAGAUCGAUCAAUCGAUCGAUCAAGCAGCUAGCUAGCUUGAUUACAGCUGCUGCAGGAGAAGAUCGAUCACAAUGGGUAGUAGUACGGGUCGUCAUCUCCUUUGUUUGGCCUCCCCUGCAUGCCUCCUCUUCGCCGCCGCCGUCCUCCUCGCUAUGCCGGGCCUCACCGCCGCCCGCACCCGCCGCUACUCCUUCAAUGUGACAAUGGCGACGGUGACGCGGCUGUGCGUGACGAAGAGCGUCCCCACGGUGAACGGCCAGUUCCCGGGGCCGAAGCUCGUCGUGCGGGAGGGCGACACCCUCGUGAUCAGGGUCACCAACAACAUCAACAACAACGUCACCUUCCACUGGCACGGGAUUCGGCAGGUGCGGAGCGGGUGGGCGGACGGGCCGGCGUACAUCACGCAGUGUCCGAUCCGCUCCGGGGGAAGCUACGUGUACAGGUUCACCGUGACGGGGCAGCGGGGGACGCUGUGGUGGCACGCGCACUUCUCCUGGCUCCGCGCCACGCUCUACGGCCCGCUCGUCAUCCUCCCGCCCCGCGGCGUCGCCUACCCGUUCCCCAAGCCCCAUCGCGAGGUGCCCCUCCUGCUCGGUGAGUGGUUCAACGCCGACCCGGAGGCCGUGAUCAAGCAGGCCCUGCAGACGGGAGGAGGGCCCAACGUCUCCGACGCCUACACGUUCAACGGCCUCCCUGGCCCAACCUACAACUGCUCCUCCUCCAACGACACGUUCAAGCUGAGGGUGAGGCCCGGGAAGACGUACCUGCUGCGGCUGAUCAACGCGGCGCUCAACGACGAGCUCUUCUUCGGGGUGGCCAACCACACGCUGAUGGUGGUGCAGGCGGACGCCAGCUACGUCAAGCCGUUCGCCGCCACGGCGCUCGUCAUCUCGCCGGGGCAGACCAUGGACGUGCUCCUCACUGCGGCGGCCAACAACCCGCCGUCCCGCUCCUUCGCCAUCGCCGUCGCGCCGUACACCAACACCGUCGGCACGUUCGACAACACCACCGCCGUCGCCGUGCUCGAGUACUACGGCGCCGCGACGUCCGCCGCCGCGCUCCGGAGCCUCCCGCUGCCGUCCCUCCCGGCGUACAACGACACCGGCGCGGUGGCCAACUUCUCGGCGAGCUUCCGGAGCCUCGCGAGCGCGCAGUACCCGGCGCGGGUGCCGCGGACGGUGGACAGGCACUUCUUCUUCGCCGUCGGGCUCGGCGCCGACCCGUGCCAGAGCCCGGUGAACGGGACGUGCCAGGGGCCCAACAACACCAGGUUCGCGGCGUCCAUGAACAACGUGUCGUUCGUGAUGCCCAGGACGUCGCUCCUCCAGGCGCACUACCAGCGGCGGUACAACGGUGUGCUCGCGGCCAACUUCCCGGCGGCGCCGCGGACGCCGUUCAACUACACCGGCACGCCGCCGAACAACACGUUCGUGACCCACGGCACCAGGGUGGUGCCGCUCAGUUUCAACACAACCGUGGAGGUGGUGCUGCAGGACACCAGCAUCCUCGGCGCCGAGAGCCACCCGCUGCACCUGCACGGCUACGACUUCUACGUCGUCGGCACCGGGUUCGGCAACUACGACGCCAGCAAUGACACCGCCAAGUACAACCUCGUCGACCCCGUGCAGCGGAACACCAUCAGCGUGCCCACCGCCGGCUGGGUCGCCAUCCGCUUCGUCGCCGACAACCCCGGUGUUUGGAUCAUGCAUUGCCAUUUAGACGUGCACCUGAGCUGGGGCCUGUCCAUGGCGUGGCUCGUCAACGACGGGCCGCUGCCGAAUCAGAAGCUGCCGCCGCCGCCGUCCGAUAUCCCCAUGUGCUCGUAGUCUACGGUGCGGAUUGAUCAGCGGUGUUUUUGGUCAGUGGGUGCUUGUACAAGUUCGUGGCGUGUGGAGAGGUAUAUCGACUCUCGAUCGGUUUGGGAUGAAAAUCGUGUACCCAUCUUGUGCCUGUUGGUUUGUGCUCUGAUUUGUCUCUCAAACUAAGCUAGAGGUAGGGACAAGAUCGAUGUAACCUCACAUUGGAUGGUGUUGUGCAAUUCAUGUUUUUAUUCUUUUAUUCUA
Oryza sativa Japonica Group (Japanese rice) is the source of this 2120-nucleotide messenger RNA. RefSeq names its product putative laccase-11. Gene Ontology annotation, cellular component: apoplast. Gene Ontology annotation, biological process: lignin catabolic process. Lineage: Eukaryota; Viridiplantae; Streptophyta; Magnoliopsida; Poales; Poaceae. Gene Ontology annotation, molecular function: hydroquinone:oxygen oxidoreductase activity; copper ion binding. The record is from RefSeq and is a predicted model, not a curated record.